CCGGUGAACAACUUCUGCCUGUACCAAGGCAAAGACUUCGUCGUCAUGUGCGUCGGGGGGCCAAAUGAGCGCAACGACUACCACGUCAACGAGACAGAGGAAUGGUUUUACCAGCACAAGGGCGGGAUGCUGCUCCGGGUCGUGGACGAGGGCGUCUUCCGGGACAUCAGGAUCGAGGAGGGCGAGAUGUUUCUGCUGCCUGCCAACACCCCGCACAACCCGGUCCGUUUCGCGGACACCAUCG
This is a messenger RNA of Mycena citricolor, 244 nucleotides long. The record is from the annotation of a GenBank genome assembly. Lineage: Eukaryota; Fungi; Basidiomycota; Agaricomycetes; Agaricales; Mycenaceae.